UCCAGGCUGCACCAACUGUACUUGCGGCGCGGACGUACGAGAACAAUCUAAUCGCGCGUGUAUCUAAUAAUAAUAUCGAUCCUCGAUCGAUCUCAUCCAAUUCCCAGGGACUUUAGCGUCUGUUUACGUUUGUUGUUGGGGGUCAUCUUCUGGCAGAUGCAAUUGGCGUGGAUCUCAGUGUCUUUUCCCAGUGGAACACAUGAUUUAAGUUUGGGGUUUGCGAUCUUGCCAUCAGUCCAUGUACAUUUUUGUAUCCUCCAGUUAUGCUGCAUCAACCUUCUACUCAUCACAUAACUUUGGUGCUGUCCAUUGCAGCUUCCGGAAUAUGAUAAUCAAGGAAUUCAGGAGUCUGUCAGGGCAAAGUACAAAUAAGUUGUACCUGACUUUGUAGAUAGAUUUCAACAGUAUGAAUUCAGUGAUACAUAAAUGAGAAACACUUGGUGGUAAAUUUCCAAAGGGUUCAGUGCCAAUGUUCUCCAACUGGUGCUGUUGAGUACAUGAAUAAUGGAUGAGGCGGACAGUUAUAGCUUGCCUAAGAGUUUUGGCCAAGUGGGAUGUAUCACAUCUAGAGACAAUGGAGAGCAAGGAAUUUGGACAGGGAAGCAUAACACUGAAGAUGUCUUUCAGAAUGACGUUAUGCAGAAGGAUCACUGGUUGGCAUCUUCCCACCCAUCAGCUCAAGAACCAAGGGAGGACAGGCGUGAACAUGGAACAUCUCUGGAUGAGAGUGCAUCCCUCAGUAAGAUGAUUUGUAAGGGCAUGAAUGGCCAUGAAGGAUUGUCCCUCACUCCCGAAGCUGACAAUCAAGGCAAUGGAUCUUUCCUUUCAGAUUUAUACCGAUCCUGGGAACCUCGGAAGGAUAUAAACAAUCUUCCACUUGGCAUUGGUUGUCAGCAUGCAAUGGAAUCUGUUACAGAUGAUAAAAUUGACCUUGAUGUAAUAGAAAAAAGCCCAUCUGGUUUUACAAGAUGUCUCCAAGGAAACAGUAACCCUGACAAUAUGCCAAGGGGAGGGUUCGAUGAGCCUGACCAAGGCCAAGUCAUGCCAGCCUUCAGCUUGACGGGAGAUCGCUCUGAAUAUCCACAACAGCUCCCUAAUAAUCAGUAUUAUCCUGAGCCAGGGGAUGACCUGCCAAAGUCUCCAUCAAACACAACAGUAUCAAAGUCAUCACAGCCAUCAAGUGGUUGUCUGAAAGCAGACAUCAGAGACACAAAUGUAGCAUCCAGAAACGAUGACAUUCCAGCCUGUCGUGCAAUAAGUGUUGCAACCACACAGGGUCAGCAGCCAAACAGUAAUCCAUCCACAGAAUCUAAGACAUCAGAAGAAGUUGCAAAGAGAAAGAUGUAUCUGGAAGAGACGGGGAAAGAAGAUCCUAACAUGAACAGCAUGAUAAAGAAGCAGAAGAUGUCUCCCACCGUCCAAUCAGAUGUGCAAUACAGUCACAAUGUCUUGUCAAUGCCCAAAGAGUACAAAGUAUCUGGCACCGGCAACUAUUUAUUUGACUCUCCAAGCAACUGCACAUUCCAUCUGUAUCAGAACCAAUCUAGCCAUCAGUCACAAAAGCAACAUGCAUUCGAGUGGGCUAAUCUGACCACACAAACUGACAGCGGCCAUGAUACAGCAUGUCAAAAGAUGAUGCCCAAGGACUCCUUAGAAACCGUUGCUAAGUUGAUUGCUCAGACUACCAACUGGAAGACGUUUGCUCGUCGCCUACCCAUGUCCGAGGAUGGUAACCUGGAGAUGGACAUCAAGACACUGGAGGAAUGUGAGGGAACAACGAGCGACAAAACAACCGCGGUGCUGAUGAGAUGGUGGAGUAGACAUCCAGAGCAGAGUGAUGCUACCAUCAUGAAAGCAAGACUCAAGGAAGGUUUGGAGUUUUGCUCACUCAUCAGGUUGUCUCGUACUCUUGACAAAUAUCUUUAAGUUAUCUCUCUCUCUCAUAGCAUUGAACUGAAAAUGGAAUCACUCUUAACCAUGUAGUGAACCCAAAUGCAAUUAAAGGAGUUGAAAUUUUUAGCAAAACAAUGAUUUGGAAAACCCAAACGAUGAAAAUACAGAAUGUUGGACCACAAGUUUUUGUUUUUGAAAUGAUUGUUUUGUAAAUACAAUCCAUAAAAGCAUUCCAAACUUUUGCAAAGGAACAUAACAAUCUAAUCAAUUUACUAUUUAGUAAUAACGCUUUGAGUGUCAUUUGUGUAUGUGCAUUUUACAAGCAGCCACUUCCCCGCUUCCAGACACUGUGUACUUUGAAUUGAAAACAUCCGAAAAGUCCAGGAUAUCCUUGCAACCAAAUCUGGCAAUGACACACGGUGGCAGAUAUCCUGAUUAUGAGAUUACUUGUAUCACAAGCAUCAUGGCUUUACCAGUGGGACUAACCGGUAGCAUGGCUUUACCAGUGGGACUUACCAGUAUCAGGUGUACUUACAGUGUUGCCAAGUACAUGUAUCUGUAACCUGUCAUGAGCCAAUUUCUUGAAACAGCCUUUGUAUUCAGUCGUACCCUCACUGCCACAACCUUAGGGUUUUUAGUAAAUUUUGUUGAAGUUCAUUUUGACUUUUAACAUAACAGCUAUACACGUAGUUACUGAUGCCAUUGGUAUAAAUUUCUUACCAAAUAUCAAUGGUAGAUGUAUUGGUUAGUAGGCAAUCCCUGCAUUUAGGGGACAAUUUCUUAUGUUAUGACCUUGCUUUUUGAAAUACCAAGUCAGCUUAGUGAAAGCUAUGAGGUUGGUUAAAAGUGAAACCAGAAAUUUGUAUUCAUUUUUUAAAGUUAUUACAGUACUUUACCCUGUUAAAUGUGCACACUACUUUUAUCAAUAAAUUUCCGGAGGGGGAGGGGGGGUUAAAGUAUGAUGAACCUUCCUGAACCCUCCAAAACCCAACAAUUAAAAAACCUGGUUAAUUCUUUCUUGUGAAGCAAGUUUGGACACAGAGCCACAUGUUAUGCAAUAUAACAUGGCAUGGGUUGUGAAGUAGAGGAUUUAUCAACCUGUUGCUAACUGAGAAGGUUGGAUUUGCCAGCAGAUUCAGGUUGAAGGAUAUGACAUACUCUAUGAACAUCUAAGAAAAGAAACCCACAAGCACACUAACAAUGAGCAUCCGAGUUCUUCUUUUGUUAGGUGUUAACAGUGAGAGAUUCAAAGAAUAUCAUCUGUUCAUAUAGAUUCUUUUCCUGAGGUUUUGCUUUGUGGUUAAAACAUUGAGGGAAAGUAGGAGUUACUCCUGCCAAAUGUUGUAUAAUUGUGUCCGUGCCUAGGUACUUUAAGAAUGUAUGUGGAAUAUUUUUUUUAACAUGUACACUUUCUUACGGAGCUUUGAAUAUGCCAACACCCUUGGCUCCAAAAGUAAACAUGUAAACAAAACAUAGCAUUGGAUCAUGGGCGUAUUAGUAUUUGAUAGUUUCCAUGCUGAAUUUUUAAAAGAAAUUUACCAUGAGGAAACUGGCAUUUCAGACACAUUUUUUUCCACUGUUUGCACAUAAGAAGGAAAUCGCUUUUGAAAUUAACUGUAAUGUUGUUGAACUUGUAAAUAGAGACAAUUGUCAAACUACCUGUAAAUAAUUAAAAAGUACCUGUAAUGUACAAACAUACAUGUAGAUUGUUCAGUAUUGUAUACGUAUACACACUGUGUGCUGGCACUCAGUGUUUUAAACGUUUUUAAUUUCGAUUUUCAGGAUCUACAACGUACGUUUCAGUAGCUGUGAUGUACAGAGUUUGCAUUUUUCCCAGUAGACAUUCCAAGUUAUCAAACCAUUUUAGCAUUUUAUUUUGGGGUGUGUUUUGGCUGUUAUGACAAACACGUGGUUUAGUUGUUUCUUGUUCAAUUUCUUUGCCAAUUUUGAUUGGGUAAGAAUUUUGAAUAAUAAUGUUAAACCAAAAUCUCCAUAUUGAUCAGCCAAUGAGAAACAACUUAACCUGUUUAUGACUACUGAAAAGGUGCACCUCUAUUGUGACAAGUAUGUUUGUACUGGUAUUAAAAGAAUGAAUAUACAUGUAGGGUACAUAAUACAUGAACAUUCCAAGAAGUAGGCCCGUCUCAUAGUGACAAAGGCACCUGUGGCUGAAUGUGUUCCUUCUUUGCAAAGAAUGGAAGUGAGGCUAGACUUGCAAAGUACAGACCCUUUGAUAUUAUUAUGUUGUUUGCUAGUGAAGCCGCUUUUUAAUUACUUGUAGCAAUCAUUCAGUGGGUACAUUCCAUUAUCUUCCAUGAGUUGACUUGAGUUUGACGUCAUCCCCACCGUCUUGCUUGUUGGACACCGCACAUAAGGCCAUCCCAAGAUCAGGGUUGCCCUGUGUAAGGUAAUGGAAUGCACCUGCUUGGUCUAUGAAGUAUGGUCCCCUGAAUCACGCUGUGUCAUCAGAAUCAUCAGGAAUGAGCUUGUGGCUCCAGCCUCCCUGGCAAGGUCGGGCCAUUUCUAGAAAUACUGUGAGUUUGUGAACACUGUUCAUAGUGUUCAAUCACAGAACUUUCAACCAGCUGCGGUCAAGGAAUUUGGUGUUCAGUGUUUUCAGUACUAUUCCUUUAGUCUUGCCAAUGGUAGAAUGCAUAGGUAUACAUACAUGUACUUAUGGUAACUAUGCUCAGCUUUAGCUGCCAAAUGUGGGCACGCAAAAUAGAUAGUAAAACAAGAAGAGAUGAGGCCUAUUACACCACGUAGUGGUUUUUUUCAUAAUUUUUUGCAAUUUGGUUAUGUCUAUAACAUUUCAUAUUAGCCAUUACUGUGAAGUGUCUCUAAAACACUUCAGUAGAUGGGAAUGGCUGAGCUCUGGAAACAGUAAAUAGUGAAAACAUUUUCAAAAUUUACACUCAGUGUUAUUUUUCUAUCAGAACAGUACAUGUACACGUUUGGAAUGUGAUAGUGACUGCAAUUUGUCAUAGGCUGGAUUUCACAAGACUUCUGAAGAAAGUCAGUUGAUGAUUCUUUGAAACUGUAAACACAAUGACAUACAUGUACAUUCAGAACAUGAAUGGCAAUAUGUGAGUAAGUAGAUGCAAGAUUUCCUGUAGCUUAAAACCAUGAUAGUAAUAGAGCCAAAUCGUACAAUUCCAUAAUGAUUUUACACACACCCCAAGGAGUUAGGGUUAAAAUGUUCCAGCCUAAAGCAAGUUUGAACAUUUAGCGGGCACAAUCGGUCGAUUGAAAGCGAGAUGGUUUGGCUACUCUCUUCCACUGUUUGAGACCACGUGUUGAUCCUUGUUAGCCUUAUUUGUUGGUAAACACCAAAGGAACUUGGAAAUAAUUGCAAGCUUUUGGCAGUCAUGGUCGAGAAUAACAGGAACAUGAUGGAAGAAUAUGAGUGAUGGGCUUUUGCUAUAUUAAUAGUUUGACUAGUGAGUUGUUCACACGUCUUGCAUUGUGUGCUUGCAUUUUUAACGGGUGGAAGAACGGGUGGGUAGGCAUUCACCAUGUUCAGUGGACAAGGUCUUGUUAGGGAAAUUUGAACCGAGUUGUGGGAACAUUUCCGAGUCUCCACGUUUUCUGUCCCCACAAAAUUGGUGAAAUGUCCACUGUAUGUCCCCACAACAGUGAGGGAAGUGGGUGUGCUUGCACUUCUUGAACUUUUAUCAAUUAACAAAAGUGCCACAUUAGAGUAGCAUGGCUUAUGUUCUUUGACAGUGAGGUGGAGGGUGUGCCAAUUCGUUGUUGAUAUUGAUGCAUUGUGGGUAAACCUUUCAAAAUUGAAACACAAUGCCUGAAUAAAAGAAAGGAAAUGUGUGCUAAUGAGCUGAAUUUAAUGUAUCUGUUGGACAUGUAUUUAAGUGGGAAGAGUGGUUGACACAUUGGAAUUAGUCACUGCCACUUUAAAAUUCUAAGCCCGGGUACUGAUAGGAUUUUUCAUACCAAGAUGUAUAAAUUUCUUUUAGAUAAAAACGUGUGGUCUUGGGUGUAAACCUUGCAUCUUUUCAGAUGUCUUGACAAUGCUUUGCCGAUGUUAGGGUUGAAUUGUUAAAUUCUUAGAGCUGUUGGUCAUUACCAAGCAAUACCUGAAAUGCGUAUUUCAAUCAGCCAAAGUAUUCCAAGCCCCUUGUAUUCUGUAGUUUUUACAAGAUUUCCACAUUUGAGAAUUGUUUGACAAAUUGUACAGAUUAAGAUUGAUAUUAUUGCUUGAAGUGAUUGAAAUAAAAUUGGAUUUGAAUUGGCCUUUUUUUGUCAAAAGGAAAUAAACUUA
This is a messenger RNA of Acanthaster planci (crown-of-thorns starfish), 6172 nucleotides long. RefSeq lists its product as uncharacterized. The record is from RefSeq and is a predicted model, not a curated record. NCBI's taxonomy places the organism in Eukaryota, Metazoa, Echinodermata, Asteroidea, Valvatida, Acanthasteridae. Gene Ontology annotation, biological process: signal transduction. Gene Ontology annotation, molecular function: protein binding.